CAUCUCAAAGUCUCCUUCAAAUGCAUCCUUCCAUUCCUGAGCAAUGAAGGAUCCAGUAGAUCUUUCUCUGGACAUCCUCCAUAGCUCCCGAAGGAGACGAUCUUUAGGAGCUAUGUAGAGUAUGUGCAGACCAUGGUCUGGACAUAACUGACAAAACUGCGAGUGAUGAAAGUUUUUCUACCCCGCAGAUGCAGUCCCUGCCCACGGAGGUGGGCAGCAGCAGCAGUUCAGCUCACAGCGACACAUCUGGCUCGAUGGUGCAGGUGUGCUUCCCCAGCGCUCAGGCCUCGGUGCUGGACAGCCUGAACCGGCAGAGAGAGGACGGCAGGCUCUGUGACCUCUCCAUCCACGUCCAGGGACAAGUGUUCAAGGCCCACCGCUGCGUCCUGGCCGCAUCCUCACCCUACUUCCAUGACCAGGUGCUACUGAAGGACAUGUCUACGGUCUCCAUCCCGGCCGUGAUGGACCCGCUGGCGUUUGAGAGCGUGCUGAGCUGUGCCUACACGGGUCAGCUCCGGAUGCUGCGCGAAGACAUCGUCAACUACCUCACAGUGGGCAGCGUCCUGCAAAUGUGGCACAUCGUGGACAAGUGCACUGAGCUGCUGAAGGAGGGCCGAGCUGCGGCCGGAGGGGGGAACAGUGGAGGAGGCGUGCAGGACAAAACCGGGGUGGAAGGAGGUGCGGGUGCAGCUAACCCCGGCUGUAGCAGCAGCAACAGUGACAGUGUUGCAGCUGGUGGUAAUGGAGCCCGUGGUGGUGAUGAUGGUAGUGGUCAAGCUCAGGUGGCGGGCUCCAACGAGCCCCAGCGUGCCUCACAACCUCCCAGCCACGCUUCCGUGAGUGAGAGCCAGUCGCCCAGCAGCACCAACUACUUCAGCCCCAGAGACGGGAGCAGUUUUGGCGGAAGCGGUGCAGCUGCAGCUGGAGCUUCAGUGGACGGAGGAGGGGCGAACAACACCCCCAGCUACUGCACCCCAUCAGGAGGGGAGGAGGCCUUUCUAAUUGAGGAAGAGGAGGAGGAUGUAGAGGAGGAAGAGGAGGAGGUGUUGUACCACCAAAGGAAGAGAGGAAGAGGAGGAGGCAGCGGGAGGAGGAAGAAAAUGAGUUCAGUGUCAGAGCAGGAAGUCGGGGUCAGCGACAGCUUCGGAGUUUCGUCCUAUCAGGAAGGUCCUGACACUGAU
This is a messenger RNA of Paralichthys olivaceus (Japanese flounder), 1181 nucleotides long. Lineage: Eukaryota; Metazoa; Chordata; Actinopteri; Pleuronectiformes; Paralichthyidae. The record is from RefSeq and is a predicted model, not a curated record.